Molecule: messenger RNA, 5205 nt
Organism: Oncorhynchus mykiss (rainbow trout)
Lineage: Eukaryota; Metazoa; Chordata; Actinopteri; Salmoniformes; Salmonidae
Product: phosphoglucomutase-1
Biological process (GO): carbohydrate metabolic process
Cellular component (GO): cytosol
Molecular function (GO): phosphoglucomutase activity; magnesium ion binding
Source: RefSeq, a predicted model, not a curated record
GGCUAAGACUUUUCCCUCCCGUUACGCCUGUACAACCUUUUUAACUGUCAGGGGAUCACAUCUACACAACAGGUUACCCCUCUUUCCUUGUUUUUUGUUGUUUUGUUUUUGUACCACAUUGAAACAAUGGAUGAUAGUCCACUGCAAGUUCUGACUCUACCCACAGCCCCUUACCCAGACCAGAGACCAGGUACUAGUGGUCUGAGAAAGAAGGUGUUUGUCUUCCAGUCCAAAAGGAACUACCUUCAGAACUUCGUCCAGAGUAUAUAUUCCUCCAUCGAUCUGCUAGACCGCCAGGGGUCCACAAUGGUAGUUGGGGGAGACGGACGCUACUUCAAUCAAACAGCCAUCGAGGUCAUUGUUCAGAUGGCAGCUGCGAACGGGGUUGGACGGCUCGUGAUUGGUCAUCAUGGGAUCAUGUCCACGCCAGCGGUUUCCUGUGUGAUCAGAAAGUACAAGGCCAUCGGCGGUAUCGUCCUCACAGCCAGUCACAACCCUGGGGGACGCGAAGGAGACUUUGGCAUCAAGUUCAACACUGCUAAUGGAGGCCCAGCCCAGGAUGCGGUCACCAACAGAAUCUUCCAGAUCAGCAGAACCAUAGAGGAGUAUGCCAUCUGCCCAGAGAUCCGGGUAGACUUGGCUACCCUGAGCAAACAGACGUUUGAUCUGGAGAACAAGUUCAAACCCUUCACAGUGGAGAUAGUGGACUCGGUAGAGUCUUACGCCAACAUGCUAAGGAACAUCUUUGACUUUGCUGCACUGAAGGAGCUGCUGUCUGGGGAGAACCACAUCAAGAUCCAGCUAGAUGCCAUGCAUGGAGUGAUGGGUCCCUAUGUGAAGAGGAUACUGUGUGAGGAGCUAGGCUCCCCUGCGAACUCUGCCAUUAACUGUGUCCCCCUGCAAGACUUUGGGGGCCAGCACCCUGAUCCCAACCUCACCUAUGCAGCCGACCUGGUUGAGACCAUGAGGGGUGGCCAGUACGAUUUUGGAGCUGCCUUUGAUGGUGACGGUGACCGUAGCAUGAUUCUGGGUAAGCAUGGCUUUUUCGUCAACCCCUCGGACUCGGUGGCUGUCAUCGCUGCCAAUGUCUUCAGCAUCCCCUACUUUCAGCACACAGGGGUGAGAGGCUAUGCCCGCAGCAUGCCCACCAGCGCUGCACUGGACAAUGUGGCCAGGGCAACAAAGAUUGAACUUUACGAGACCCCCACGGGGUGGAAGUUCUUUGGCAACCUGAUGGACGCAGGCAAGCUGUCACUGUGCGGAGAAGAGAGUUUCGGCACAGGCGCUGACCAUAUCCGUGAGAAGGAUGGACUUUGGGCCGUGCUGGCAUGGCUGUCAAUCCUGGCAACGAGGAAGCAGAGUGUGGAGGAUAUCAUAAAGGACCACUGGCAGACGUUUGGCAGGAACUUCUUUACCAAGUAUGACUAUGAGGAAGUCGACCUGGAUGCAGCCAUUCAGAUGAUGGAGGAUCUGGAGCUGAGGAUACUGGGGAAGGCCUUUAUGGGCCAGCGGUUCGCUGUGGGGGAGAAGCUCUACCAGGUGGAGAAGGCAGACAACUUUGAAUACACGGAUCCCGUAGACGGGCGCAUCUGCAGAAACCAAGGCCUGAGGAUAAUAUUCACAGAUGGCUCCCGGAUCAUCUACAGGCUCAGUGGGACAGGGAGUAUGGGGGCAACAGUUCGGGUCUACAUCGACAGCUAUGAGAAAGACCCUGACAAGAUCUUCCGAGACCCACAGGUGAUGCUGGAACCCUUGGUUACCGUAGCCCUGAAGGUUUCACAGCUUCAUGAGAGGACAGGCCGCAGUGGCCCAUCAGUCAUCACAUGAUCAUCCAUUACCACCCCUGCCCUUCCUAAUAAAAGCCUCAAACUACACUGUCUUUUCCCCAUCCUACCUUCCCUGAGAUGGUCAUUUUACCCUUCAUCCAAAGCAUCUUUGUGCGAUUUUGUACUUUCAGAUCAACCCCAACUAUCACCACUCAGCUUCUUAUUAAUUGAGAAAGAGUGAACUGUACCAAAAAUAAAACAUUCUCAACUUUGUAUUUAGUUGUUGGUGUUAUUAGUGAAAUCCCCAUUGAUCAGGGCUAGCCAACCUUGUUCCUGGAGAGCUGCUGUCCUGUAGAUAUUCACUCCAAAAACCUACAGGAGGGUAUCUCACCGGGAACAGAGAGUUGGAGAGUCCUGCCAUAGAUGGUAUAGGUCUACAUACAGUAGCAUGGGAAAUUCCCCAAUAAAUCGGUAAUGAGAAGGCCUUGGUCUUUAUAAAUCUUGCAUCAUCAAAAUGAAAGAAACAUUCCAUAUCGAAACUAUUUCAAUACAGAAAUAUUGAUAUGCCUGUUCUGUCUUUAAAGUGGGAUUUAAGAUUAAGCGCUUUCUGUAAUACUAUCUAGAACUACCAUACUAUAAAUGGGUCGUUUUAGGUACACUACAUCAAGUGAAGUUGAGAAGUAUGUAGCCUAGGCUAGGACUAUUUGUCGGCUGUCUGGCUCCAUCCAAAGCAGUUCUUCCCACCAAAUUGGCUGACAACAGCUUCGAAACAUAUCAACUUGCUCCAUUGUUCUCCUGUAAAGAAUGUGUUCAAGUGUGCCUAGCUCCAAUGCAAUAUUGUACCAUGGAAAGCAUGCAUUUGUUGUAUGAAAUAUUGCCACAUACUGCUGUCAAGUUGUGUAGCAAUGAAAACAAAACUGCAGACAGCAGAUCUAACAGUGAGUUUUUCUAACUUUGUUUACAGCUAUUUUACACUUUUCUGUACCCAUCAUAUCUUCAGAUAUUAGGUCAUCCUACCUGUGUGUGCUUGUAAAAGCGUUUUCACUGGAACAAGUGUGUAUUCAUGUCACCUUCAAAUAACCUGUGAGCACUGAAAAGUCAUUGUUUUUUAUGCAGGUGGAGGCAAAGCCAGUGAGUGACAACUCUGAGUGAAUGGGAGGCUAAAGUGGAGGGACUGAAGGACACCUUGUCGGAAGGUGUGAUAUGGCAUGGAGUGUUCAGAGCAUCCCCCCCAAAAAAGUAUAUUGUUGAUGAUGAUCAGCUACUGAUGAUGAUGAUUAUAUGGUGUCUACACUUGGUGUCUAUAUAUGUGUCUACACUUUAUUUUUUUUAGAAUCUUUCUGUUCUAUAAGGUGUCACAGUUUAGUGAGGCUUAUAGCUCUGUCCCCUCAACUGUCGAGUUCAGCAUCGUCCCCUUCCACACCAAUGGUGAAUUGUCAGCAAUACUUCAUCUAUUGCCAUGAUAGUGUCAUAAAAAGGAAACUGUUUCCCUAUCUGUUUUGGCUGAAGUGGACAAGGACGCAGGUAGGACCAUGUUUCCCCUGCCUGGGCAGCGAGUGGAACCCCAGCAUCUCAAUUAGCAGCAUUCUACUCAGCGUAAUACAGUACUGCACAUUUUUUUAAAUAUAAUAAAGUCCCCAGAGAGCUAGGGUCGAACAUUUGCAGGGAAAUAUUCAUGUCCUUACAGUGUUUUUGUAUGCGUAUUUAAUCAAUAGAACUGCAGUUAGUUACAUUUUGCUCGUGCAAUUCCACUAGUGUUUGUCUUGCAAAUCACUUCUGGAGCCUUGAGUCAGCCUACGCAGAUUUGUCUGUCCCUAAUAACGCGUAGAAGUGUUUAUUAACAGCGGUUAGUAUAUAAAAAGCAGUACUAUUUACAAUGUUCAUAGACUUAUAGUAUCCACUCUGAUGUUGGUCUCCUCUCCUAUGUCCCCUCUCCUAACCAUGCUGUCCAACCCAGUCCUGGAGGGAGAAGUGAACCCAGAGGCUGCUGACAUGCUCUGAUCCAGCCCCUCCACCUAUCAGUAUUUUAUAAAUGCUUAUUUAUUGGUUAGAGAGGAACAGAGCCUGGACUCUGCGACAGAGCCUGGACUCGAACCAGGUUCUAUAGUGGCACAGCUAGCACUGUGAUGCAGUGCCUUAAACCACUGCACCACUCAGGAGGCCCUGGGGAGCUCAUUAAAGCAUUACAGUACGGUGCUCCCCUCUCAUCGGGAAGAGCAGGAAACCCCUAAAAGUACAAUUGUUUCAUUCUAAACAGAACCAUUACUUUUCUUGUUCUGUUCCGCUGUUCCGACCAGAGUUUGAGAGCUAGACCAGAGCUAGCUAGCUAGCUAACAACCUUGUGUGAGCAGAGCGCCACCAAAAUAAAAACACGUCUUACCUUUUUAUUGAUAAUAAAGCCAAUGUGAAACGUGAAAACUAUAGUAUCCUUAACUAGCUUUGAAAAAAGUGAAUCUAUUCUUCUCUUGUUAAAAAUCUCUCUCCCUAAUUUCUGAAUCAUGCUUGUAACGUCUGUAGCUACAGUAGACUCUGCAUCGGAGGGAGGGGAGGGGCAGGUAGCCUAUACACACACUGGCGAAGAUUUUCAGCCGGCAGACAGGCAGAUAUUGGAAUACGUUAACAUUAUAACAUUAUUAACCCGUUCCCAUGCUUGUAAAAUAAUGGUUCAGUUCCGAAACAGUAUAGAUCAAUUUCGUUCUAGGUUCUGGUUCUGUUCCUAUUAAAGUUUCUGGUUCUGUUCCCUGAACCUGUCAAGUACUGUCAUAGAGCCCAAUGCCUAAGUGGAGACUCAUGUAGACCACAUCCCCCUGCUCCAGCACAUAAUUAUGUUGAUGGUCAGUGUGUACAAUAUUAUGCACAACUUUUUGGUCAUUUGUGGUACAGGUUUACUCCCAGGCUUACUCGUUGCAAAUUGCGGUAUCCCCAGGCAGUGAAUCUGAAGUAGUAGACUCUUCACACUGGUGCUUCUAAGUGACCUGUAAUUUGGUUGUAGGCCGUGCCAAUGUUGGUGAUGACUCUCUUGUAGUAGAUCAGUUGGGUUUCAGUAAUGAAUGGUCCUACAAUUCCUGAAUCAAUCAAACCAACAGAGAAGGCCACCUUUGGUCUGUCUUUUCUCCCUCUUCGGCUCCUCCACCUGUUGUAACUUUAAUGUGUUACAGAGUUAAUGUUUAAGUUUAUUCAUUGAGCUGUAUCUAAAUAUAUUUCUUUACAGUUAUUUGCCUAUGUAAUUGUAUUGGGUUGUGUUGAAUUACGCUUUUUGACUGCAAGUUCCAGAAUGCCUUGCGAGAGGAAUGAGAGAGAUAACACGCCAAUUAUGUGCAGGUGUUGAUUGUGGUUGACUUUCCGAUAGCAUCUUACCUGCAUUGCUCUGUACCAAAACAAAGUUGUUAAAUGUAACGUGAACAAGUAUUAUUACUAAAAAAGAAGCUUUCGUAUCAAA